AUGGAAUGUUAUACAGUCCUCUGCGACUCUGUGGGUAUACCCUGCAGGCUCAUUAGGGGCCCCCAGGGGCCCCCGGGGGCCCCUGAAUUUGUUUAUAAUGUUGUGUUGAUAGGCUCAGGCCAGGAAGCAGAGCUAGAGCACUUGAUGCCAAUUCUAUGGGGAGAUUUUCCUGAGGGCUUUGAGGGUGGGGGCCCCCCGGGGGCCCCCCUGGGGGCCCCCGCGGGGGCCCUGCCAGGGGCCCCCGCAGGGGCCCCCGCAGGGGCCGCAGUGGGGGGGGCCCCCGAGGGGGCCCCCCAGGGGGGCCCCCAGGGGGCCCCCCAGGGGGGGGCCCCCGAGGGGCCCCCCUCUGCUUUCUUGCAGCUAAGCCCACCCCUGCUGGGGUCGCCGCCGUGCAGGGGGAGCCCCUGCUGCAGUGUAUGUCUCCCCCGUAAACCCUGCGGCUCCUCUCAGUGUAUAUAUUUACCUAGCCAGCAGCAGCAGCAGCAGCAGCAGCAGCAGCAGCAGCAGCAGUCGAAGCAGCAGCAGGAAGAGCAGCAGAAGCAGGAGAGGCAGCAGCAAGAGCUGCUGCAGCAGCAGCAACAAGCCGCAGAAAGAGAUCUAGAUCGAUUCCUGCUGCAGUGA
Eimeria mitis is the source of this 621-nucleotide messenger RNA. RefSeq names its product Tyrosine kinase-like (TKL) protein, putative. Lineage: Eukaryota; Apicomplexa; Conoidasida; Eucoccidiorida; Eimeriidae. The record is from RefSeq and is a predicted model, not a curated record. The transcript has 3 exons. The coding region runs from base 1 to 621 and encodes 206 amino acids.